AUGGACGGAGAAGAUGACACAUCCGUUGGCCACCACGAGCGAAAAGGAGGCUGCAACGGAGAUAUGAAUGGAGCCGAUGGAAGGCCGCUGAAGGAACCAGACCCUCAGCAAUCGCAGCCGCUUGUUGAAGCAGCAGACUUCGCUGUUCUUCCGAAUGAAAGCGACACUGGCAAAUGCACACGAAUCAUAGAGCUUCUACAAAUGGCACAUGUGCAGUUUUGGGUCGCGGCUACCUACGGGCUCUUGGCUCCUUACUUUCCAGCUCUGGCCGCUUCAAGGGAACUUGAAGCUUGGAAAUACGGAUUUGUAUUUUCUAUAGGGAAAAUAACCACACUAAUUGGAUCACUUGUAGGCCAGCCAUUCGUUAGGUUCACGUCACCAAAAACGGUGUUCUUGUUUGGCCAAGCCGGAUAUUUUGCAGCCAACCUUCUUUAUGGAUUGCUCUACUGGACAACCGGCGGCAACGACCUUCUUGGAUUUGCGCUUUGCGUCGGCGCGCUGGGAGGAUUUACGGAGAGCGUGUACGCAGUCAUCAGCUAUUCGGUGGUGUCCCUGACUUUCUACGACAAUCCUGGGGUGGCUAUCGCCGCAAUGCAGUUCCUUUGGGGUACUGGAGGGGCGGUAGGAGCCAUCAUUGGUGGGCUUUUGAUUGAUUUGUGGGCCUACCCGCUACCAUUCUUCGUUGUGCCAUCGCUCUUCAUUGUACUUUUGCCUCCAAUCGCCAGAUCAGGCGUAUUUAAAAGGCUGCGAAAAGACGCCGACCUCUCGUGCUUGGAAGAAAGUGCCGUCUACCAUCACCUUCUUGGCGACAUCGUUUUCGCUGUCUGUCUGAUCAACAUGAUACUCAACGGAAGCAUUUUUGGGUUCAACGAAACCACGCUAGAACCUUACCUGCAAAAUUUCCAGGAAAGCAGCUCGGCCGUCGGCAGCGUGUUCAUGACCCAAUUGGCGAGUUUCUCGGUGGGAUCUGCUCUGGCUGGGAUCAUCUGCUAUUUUAAGGUUGAAGCCACCUUCAUUCCAGUUGCCCACAUUUGCAAUGUUUUAGCAUACAUUCUUCUAGGCCCGGCGCCUUUUCUACCAUUUGAACCGAACCUCUACCUCAUCUACUUUUCUCAAGUCUUGGUGGGAUCAGGCAUGGCCUCGGUGUGCGUGCUGUCUUAUUGUCACGCUCUCAACAGAGCCGUUAAAAAGGGGUACAAUGAAAAUAUCAGAACAAACACCUUUCUGUCUUCUGCAAUGUUCAGUGCCUACGUCAUUGGGGCAAUCAUAAGCCCCCCAAUAAGCGGGUACGUGGUGGAAACCUUUGGCUACAGAAAAGGAUCGAUGUCACUCCUGGGAGUUCUGCUGGCAUGGGUGGCACUCGAAGAGGUCGGUUGUCUCGCCACGUGA
Messenger RNA from Ixodes scapularis (black-legged tick), 1389 nucleotides. RefSeq lists its product as uncharacterized. Gene Ontology annotation, molecular function: transmembrane transporter activity. The record is from RefSeq and is a predicted model, not a curated record. Lineage: Eukaryota; Metazoa; Arthropoda; Arachnida; Ixodida; Ixodidae. The transcript has 13 exons. The coding region runs from base 1 to 1389 and encodes 462 amino acids. Gene Ontology annotation, biological process: transmembrane transport.